AUGUCCCAGCUCCUAACAGCUACUAACAUCACCCCAGUCGGCCUGAACCCGAACUUGCUCUUCUACGCGUGGAGGCUCCAGCAGACCCGCCUGUGCUCUGUCACCGUGGUGGACCCGUCCGUUGAUCCGAACUCCCCCAUAGCCUGGCGCUCCUCCGUGUUUGGCGAUUCCACCUUCACCCCAGACCAGCUCGCUCUGUCCGUGGCCCACUUGCCCAAACUGGCCACCUACGACUAUGUCAUUUUAUCCGUGCCCAAUUUGCAGCAGUUCCAGGACGCCUGUGUCCAGAUCCAGCCUUUGCUCCGCCGCGACGCCCUUGUGGUGGUGGAGUCCACGGGCUAUGUCAAUUUGGAGCCUUUUGUCGUUUCCAGCUUGCCCAAGGCCAAAGACCUUUCCGUGUGCUCUAUCAUGAACGAGAGCGAUAUCAAGAGGGCCCCCGGUCUCAACUCCCACGUGUGUUUCCACAGAACCUUGAGCCUGGAUCUCCGUGUCUACUUGGGCCUGUCGUCUUCGGCUUCGACCCACCUCAUCCCAGCCAAGGAGUCUCAGAGCUUUGCCAAAUUCUACAAAAUGUGGCAGUUGGCCCAGGAGGACUCCAAGGGCGUGAUCAGCUUGCUCAAAUCCACCAACCCUAGAGAGUUCAUGACUUACCAGUGGAAGCAAGCCUUGCCCAGACUCGUGUUGAACCCGCUUUCUGUUAUUUUCGAAGAACCCUACCCACAAGACCUCUCUCGCCAGAUCUUGGCCAAACCUUUGAUCACCGGUCUUGUUAAUGAGGUGUUCAAGAUCAUCAAAAAGAUGGAGUGUAAGCUUGUCAAGGGCUUCGAGAACGAGACCAACUUGAUCAAGAACUGGCUGGCCUACUUCCCCUUGCCAGAGAAGGCCAACAAGAACCUCCCGCCCUACUGCGAAUCCAACACCUUGUUCUACGACUUUUAUCACCAGCGUGAUGUCGAGGUCGAUUUGCUCCUAUUGCAACCAAUCUUGCUCGGUGACGAUUACGGCGUCAAGACUCCCUACUUGGAGAACUUGUAUUCGAUCUUGUGCCAGCUUCUCAAGAUGAACUCCAAGGACGGCUCCGCCUUCUUCACCCGUAAGAUGGAGGGCUACGAUUCCAAGAGGAACGAGCUCGAGGCCAUGACUAAGAACUUGAAGCAGCUUAACUUAGAGAAGUACCAGUUUGAGAACAAUUUCGAGGAGCGCCAAAAACUGUUGCAGAACGUCGAGAGCCAGAUCGUUCAAAAGAACCAAAUGUUGGCUCAGCUUCAGUCAGAUCACGAUGUCAAGUCGAAGGAGCUCACCUCCACUCAUCAGUCUCGCCAGCAGCAGUUGGCCGAUGUCAGUGCUCAAUUGCAAGAGAAGGAAUCUGAGCUUCAGCUGUUGCUUCAGCGCAUCGAGCAGGCCCGUCAGGAACAACCUCAGAGCCGUUCAGUGCAGCAGACCUCACCUCAAAAGCAGCUUCCACAACAAGCUCAGCAGCCCGCCCAGCAGACCGCUCAACGCCAAAUGGACGGCAAUGCUGGAUAUCAAGAUAGUCCAGAUUUGUCUGAUCUUGCAGACGUGGCCAUGUAUGGUGCCGCUUUGAACGGUGAGGUACCACAGGCUCAGCAAGAAGCCCAGAAACGCUUGGGUGAACGUGAACUCGAACUCCAAAAGAGAGAGCAGGCCCUUCAAGAAAGGGAACAGCAGCUCUCCCAGAUCCCACCCCAAGGCCAGCAGCCUCAAGGUCAGCAGCAGCCUCAGGGCCACACUCGCUCCAUGUCCCAACCUUUGGAUGAAUUGCAAAACUACAACAACUACACGAACUACACUAAUUACAAUGGUCACAGCAACGGUAAUGGUAAUGCCUAUGCUCAAAACGAAUUUGAAGACGCUAGAGAUAGCCAGGAGGCUGUCAAUAACAGUAAUGGCUACGCUCGUAACCAGAACAACGGUUACUAUGAUGCCUCUAGUCAUCCAUCUCACCCACAAACAUUCCAAGGUCAACCUCAGGGCCAACCUCAGGGCCAACCUCAGGGCCAGCCCCAGGGCCAGCCUCAAGGUCCUCCGCAAGGACAAGGUCAACCACAGGGUUAUCCUGCUCAGUACAUGGGACACCAGGCUGCACCACCAGCAAGAACUUCCCAGUCAUUCCCUUCGCUUAGCAAAUCACAACAAAAUGGGUCUUACGAAGGAUUUGUCGAUCAGAGACCCCCUCAUGGAUUGCCUUCGAAUGGCUUCCCACAAAGUGCAUUGCCUUCUACGUUGCGUAACCCACAGCGUUACCAGAACGGCCCCGCUCCCGGUCCAGGUCCUGCGCAACCACCUCCAAAGCACCGCAUGGGCUCUCAUCCUAACCUUCUGAUGGGUUACCAGCAGAUGCCGAUGGGUCAGAUGAUGCCGGGCCAAAUGCCAGGUCAGAUGCCAGGUCAGAUGCCAGGUCAGAUGCCAGGUCAGAUGCCAGGCCAGAUGGGCCAAAUGCAUUCCCACAUGGGCCAAAUGCCCUCUCAGAUGGGUAUGAACAAUGUGCCUAUGGCAGGCGGACAGAGAAAGGCCAAUCGUCGGUCUGCGUUUCCUCAGAUGGAAGGGGGAACGUUCAACAUGGAUUUCGGUGGAAGAGGAGGUAUGCCUAUGCCUGGAGCUAGCGGCGCCCCACCCACCAAAUCCAAACACCGCUCGAUGAUGCCCGGGCAAAUGAUGCAAGCGCAGCUGCUGCCUCCUCUUGCUCAGGGUGGUCAAGGGCCUCAGUUGGGUCAGGCUCCAGCCUUGGCUCACCAACAGCUGCUGGGACAGUUGAGUCAAGCUGGAAGAGGUCAGCAACAGCACCUUCGCCCUCCUCAGGGAGCAUCGAACCUGGGCUCCAUGACCUCGUCAAACACUAACGACCUGCCCAAGACGUCUUCCGCUGACAUGUCUCACGACAUCCGCAUUGAGGUGCCCGUGGUGGAGGCCCCCAAGGAGCAGGCUACGCAUGUGGCAGAAAAGCCCAAGAAGAAAAAAGGCCUUUUCGGCAAAUAA
Candidozyma pseudohaemuli is the source of this 2997-nucleotide messenger RNA. RefSeq lists its product as uncharacterized. NCBI's taxonomy places the organism in Eukaryota, Fungi, Ascomycota, Pichiomycetes, Serinales, Metschnikowiaceae. Gene Ontology annotation, molecular function: oxidoreductase activity. Gene Ontology annotation, cellular component: cytoplasm. The coding region runs from base 1 to 2997 and encodes 998 amino acids. The transcript is spliced from 2 exons. The record is from RefSeq and is a predicted model, not a curated record.